This is a messenger RNA of Podarcis muralis (Common wall lizard), 557 nucleotides long. The record is from RefSeq and is a predicted model, not a curated record. Lineage: Eukaryota; Metazoa; Chordata; Lepidosauria; Squamata; Lacertidae.
AUGGAGUAUUUUACUGUGUGUAAAAUGCAAGAAUCUGGAAUUAUCUAUGUGCUGGUGAAUGAGGGCAAGACUGGGCCUGAGGACGUCGCCUCAGGACCAGUGCAGAACCGACCCGCCAGAGGGCGGCCACGUCCGCUGCGGACGCCUCUCCGCUCCCCACAGCGAGCUCCCCGCCCGCCCGCGCUCCCUCCUCCCUGGCUGCCGGCUUGCACCGCGGCGCUUGCGGCGCUAGGUGGUGCUGCCCGCCCUGCUCCUCACGGUGCAGCAUGGCGGCGGCGGGCGCCUCGCAGCCCCAGGCCGGGGCCACCGCCGCUGCCCCUCCGGUGGCGACUGAGGAGUCGUCGGACAGCGAGCCGGAGCAAGAGCCCGGCUCCCCGCAAAAACUCAUCCGCAAGGUCUCCACGUCCGGGCAGAUCCGCCAGAAGACUAUUAUAAAAGAGGGCAUGCUGAUGAAACAGACCAGCUCAUUUCAGCGCUGGAAGAGACGUUACUUCAAAUUGCGAGGACGAACUCUAUACUAUGCCAAAACAGCAAAGGUAUGUGGCUGUCCAUGAAAU